UUAGCCACCCACUGGCUUUCUUUUACUUUUCUUAUAACAUGGCAACGGCAUCCUCAUUGCUUUCCAUCUAUUCUUCUCCUUCUCCUCUUCCUUCCUCUUCCCCCGCAUUCACCCCAUCCACCACCACUCUCUAUACUUCCAUACCUACCCCAGAUUGAUCACCGACCCAAUCACCACCUCCACAAUGGCCAUUACCCCCCGCCCCCUCAAACCCGGCAUCUACGUCCCAACCGUCGCCUUCUUCACCUCUCCCAACGAAGACCUCGACCUCACCACCACCGCCCAACACGCCACCUACCUCGCCCAAGCCGGCGUGACCGGUCUCGUCGUGCAAGGCAGCAACGGCGAAGCCGUCCACCUCAGCCGUGAAGAACGCAACCUGAUCACCUCCACCACCCGACAGGCACUCGACACCCACGCGCCCUCCGCCCCGCUCAUUGUCGGCUGCGGCGCCGCCUCCACCCGCGAGACCAUCCAACUGUGCCAAGACGCCGCCGCCUCCGGAGGCGACUAUACCCUGAUCCUCCCUCCCUCGUACUACAAAUCCCUCCUCUCUCCCAAAGACCUCCUCGACCACUUCCGCCUCGUCGCCUCCGCAUCCCCCAUCCCCAUCCUGGUCUACAACUUCCCCGGCGCCUCCUCGGGCCUGGACCUCUCCUCAGACGACAUCCUCGCCUUGGCGGAACACCCUAACAUCGUCGGCGUGAAGCUGACCUGUGGAAACACGGGUAAAUUGGCGCGCAUUGCUGCCGCCGCUGAACCGGGCUUCUUGACCUUUGGUGGCUCCGCGGAUUUCACGCUCCAGACGCUGGUGGCAGGCGGUCAUGGAGUGAUUGGUGGCGUGGCCAAUCUAAUCCCGAGGUUGAGUGUGCGUGUCAUGGAGCUGUAUCAGGCUGGUCAGGUCGAGGAGGCCCAGAGGUUGCAGGCUAUUGUGGCGCGUGCGGAUUGGCAGGCGAUUAAGGGUGGGUUCGUCGCCGUCAAGAGUGCCUUGCAGACGUACCGUGGAUAUGGAGCGUUGCCGAGACGGCCCUGUGUGGUGCCGUCGGAGGAGCAGGCGACGGCGUGGAAGGAUUCGUUUGCGGAGGCUAUGGAGUUGGAGAGGCAGUUGGAGAAGCAGGCUUAGCUUUCACUUCUGUAUCUACCUACCUAUCUGCUUACCCUACCCUACUAUACCAGGUUGAAAUACAUGCAAACGCAAUCAAU
Messenger RNA from Aspergillus costaricaensis CBS 115574, 1203 nucleotides. Its product is annotated as dihydrodipicolinate synthase family protein. Lineage: Eukaryota; Fungi; Ascomycota; Eurotiomycetes; Eurotiales; Aspergillaceae. The transcript has a single exon. The record is from RefSeq and is a predicted model, not a curated record. Bases 185 to 1123 code for a protein of 312 amino acids. Gene Ontology annotation, molecular function: 4-hydroxy-tetrahydrodipicolinate synthase activity.